Messenger RNA from Cydia pomonella (codling moth), 5770 nucleotides. RefSeq names its product histone-lysine N-methyltransferase 2D-like. The record is from RefSeq and is a predicted model, not a curated record. NCBI's taxonomy places the organism in Eukaryota, Metazoa, Arthropoda, Insecta, Lepidoptera, Tortricidae. The transcript is spliced from 6 exons. Gene Ontology annotation, molecular function: DNA binding. Bases 258 to 1883 code for a protein of 541 amino acids.
GGUUGCUUUAUACACGGAUAAGGUUAAGCUAAAUAUAAAACGUCUAUAAAAUUGUAACUUUUUCGCAAGACCGAAUUUUUCGUUUCACUUUUCAGUUUUGGUAGCGGAGUGGUUUUACUUAAUUAAUUAAUUUAUAUUAAUAAUAACGCAGUCUAAAACUGAACUUAUAAAGCCCUAUUCGUUAACAUAAGUCCAAUAGUGGCGUUAUCAUAAAGUAGCUGUGUGAUUUCAACUCACCGGCAUGAUUUUACUCAGAAAUGUCAGAGAUAAAGUAUAAAAAAGAAAUUUUGUCAGCGAUAGACCAUUUGCGUUCAAGGAAAUCGAGACCAGACAUCAACCGAAUUUGCAAGUUUAUGUUAAAGUGCUACAAAGUUGCCCCGAAAUACACUAAAGCAGAUCUUAAACGUUGCCUAAAGGAGAAGAGCGUUUAUAAAGUUGAUUAUAAAGAUAAUGAGAGCUAUAGAAACGCUGCUAAGUGGCGAAGGAAAUCAAGCCAAAACAACAAAAUGUCAUCAGCAAUAGCAACAAGUGAACGACGUAUAAUUACCUCAGCAAUAGCCACUCUAAUCUAUCAAGAUCAGAGUUACCUGGAGAAUGGGAUUGCAUUUGAUGAACUUGUACAGGAGGCUGCUUCACAAGAAUCUAAAUACUCCAAGAAACAGUUGGAGACCAUUGUAAAUAAAGAGUUGUCUUCGGGUAGUCUUGUAAAGCUACCAAAUGGAAACUUGGCAUUGGGCCCUGCCGAUCAUGAUGGUGACAGUUCAGACAGCUUUAAAUUUGACUACAAUGUUGAGUCAAAUACUAAGAUGACUUCUUCAGCAAAUUCUUCAUGCCGAUCAUCACCCCAACGAAUGCGAGGGCGGCCAAAAAAACGCGGCGGCGGGUCCUCCAGCACUGGGCCAAGCAAUAGCAUGACUAGAAAUGCGGGCGUCCGAGUAGGUGAAAGACGAAAAAUGGCCAAAAAAGUCUUUGACCCAUCAGACAACAAUGUUCCUAGCAAACGCAAAAGAGGUAGACCGGUAGGGUCCCUCAACAAGAGCACUAUUAAAAAGCGCCUUCUAAUUACGGGGCAGGGAAACAAGGACAAAGAAGGUACACCCGUCUCUGAAAGCCAAAUGUCUUUAGACGGAAGUGGCGAUGAACUGGAGCAAGAUGAACCAUCACCCCAUGAGACUUCUGGAGGAGUUUGCUCAGUAUGCCAUAUUCAAAAAUCUCGCGGGUCCAAUGAUAGGCUUAUUGAAUGCCGAGAUUGCAAUAAUAAGGCACACUUAAACUGCCUGCAUUCAGGAUCUGGCAUAUUGAAACCUAGGCCAGAUAAUACCUGGCAAUGUCCACAUUGUAAAACCUGUGUAGUUUGCUGUGAGACUAAUGAUGCUGGAAUAUUAACAGUAUGCAGCAUAUGUUCAGAUGCAUAUCACGCGCUUUGCCACACUCCACGAAUCCCAGAGCGUCAGAAAGCGUGGGACCAAUGGGAAUGUAACAACUGCCUUGAGUCACGACCCACAGUGGUCGGCUCCCCGGCUAUCAUUCCUAGCAGCCUAGAGUACAGUAUUCGAGGAUCUCCUCCGGUCGAGCCAUUCCUAAAACCCCAUGAGUUGGACAGAUCUGAAUCUAAACUUGCGGAAGAUGUGCCUAUUGAUCCAAGGAUACCUGAUAUAACUAAUUGGACAACAGAUGAUGUAUAUGACUAUUUUAUGGAGAAUUUUGCAGAAGCUGCUCCAUUGCUAAAGGAACAGGAAUUCGAUGGACAUGCAUUGAGCAUGGCACGGCGAGCGGACAUCGUGAGAGGCUUGGGACUGCCUCUCGGUCCAGCACUCAACUUAUACCGCAUUGUAGUCAAGCUACAAACGAGGAAAGACGACUGGACAAUGUGUUGGGGUUAACUCUCUAAUACCCCCCAGGUACAACGAGCUAUAAAAUUGCAUGUGACAAUUAUGAACUCAUUCAUAAAUCGGCCAUACAAUUAUGCGGUUGGGUGUAAUCAUCAUCCAUACUGGUAAUUGACAAUAGGUAAACCGUAUUGCAGACUUACGGUGUUAUUGAUAUAAGCGCUACAAGCCUCAAUUAAUAUUAAUUGUUUGUCUUAAUCUGUCAUUAUGAGUUAUGUGCUUAUUUGUUAGAAAGCGAUAGAACAUAAAUAAAGUAAUUGAGGUUUGUAAAGUUUUAUGAAUAAGGGGGAUAAGGUCCACAGAUGGUUAUACGUCCGCCAAACAUAACGUGCCGAUGGAGGCGUACAUCACAAGGAUGCGUGGUUCAAACGUGAGCGAGAGGAAACUAGUGAGAGUCAGAAUCGCGGGUGUACCUAAAUAAAAUCAAAUGAAAAGCAUACCAUAUUUUUGUACCUAAUUUGUACUGUUUAGUACCUCGUUUAAAAAAAUUUGUACCUCACGGUACGUAAAGUUAUGAUCAAAAAACAGGUCACCCGCCAUCCUGACAGUCAGAAUGGCGGGUGUACUUUAUUACGCUAUGUUCCCGUGUUUAUUGAUAAAUUCUAUAAAAGCCAAAUUUUUGUACCUUCAUAUUCAAUUAUAAUAUGAGUCAUUUUAUUUGUGCUUUCCAAGUUUUACUCAUUUUAUAUUUUGCUUGCUAUUACAAUUUUGCAGGCGUUAUAAUUUUUCAAGUUAUCGAUUUAAUUUUUAAGAAAAAACGCUAAGGCACAAUUAUUUUUAUUACGCCAGGAUUUAGUACCUUCAAUGUUUAAUCUGUUAAGUUCAAAUAACUCAGAAAAUCAUGUCUUAAAAAUGAUUUUUCUUAGGAAGAUUUCUUUGAAUUAGCGCCUAGUCUUUUUUAACGCUAAGGUAAAAUUAUUUUUAUUACGCCAGGAUUUAGUACCUUUAAUGUUUAAUCUGUUAAGUUCUAAUAGCUCAGAAAAUCAUGUCUUAAAAAUGAUUUUUCUUAGGAAGAUUUCUUUGAAUUGGCGCCUACCCUUUUUUAAGACAUGAUUUACUGAGUUAUUUGAACUUAACAGAUUAAACAGUAAAGGUACUAAAUCCUGGCGUAAUAAAAAUAAUUGUACCUUAGCGUUUUUUCUUAAAAAUGAAAUCGAUAAUUUGAAAAAUUAUAACGCCUGCAAAAUUGUAAUAGCAAGCAAAAUAUAAAAUGAGUAAAAUUUGGAAACCAAAAAUAUAAUGACUCGUAUUAUAAUUGAAUAUGAAGGUACAAAAAAGGUACAAAAAUUUGGCUUUUAUAGAAUUUAUCAAUAACCACGGGAACAUAGCGUAAUAAAGUACACCCGCCAUUCUGACUGUCAGGAUGGCGGGUGACCUGUUUUUUGGUGAUAACUUUAAGUACCGUGAGGUACAUUUUUUUUUAAAGGAGGUACUAAAUAGUACAAAUUAGGUACAAAAAUAUGGUAUGGUCUUCAUUUAAUUUUAUUUAGGUACACCCGCCAUUCUGACUCUCACGGAAACUAGUAUAAGUGAGAGGUUUGGCUUAGUGAUUUAUGCCCACAUCGGCACGUUGUUUGGCGGACGUAUAGAUAAGUGUUUUUGUGUCUACCUUCAAAGAGAAUUAAAAAGAACAAGAGUGCUCACUCUAUACAACGGUUUUGUUACCAAAAAUACUAUUUUCGUCGUCUACAUCUACAUGAUUUUCCGCUAAUAUUAUAAUCAGAGUAAGCGGAGCUCUAUUUUCAACUACUACGCUUACUCUGGUUAUAAUAUUAGCUGAAAACGUUGAGCAUUAGACUUUUUGUUUGUAGGGACAUCUAUUGUCGAGUAGCAGUACUGAGAAUUCCGCUACUUGACGCUAGAUGUAGACUACGAAAAUAAUAGUAUUUUUGGUAACAAAAUCGUAUGGAGUGAACACUCUUCGUCUUCUUAGUUCUAUUUGCUACCUUGAAGUUUGAAUAUACGUGAUUUUCAUUUAUAUUGCUCGAUUUUAUUAUAAGCGUUGAGAUGAAGAUAAUGAAACUUGAACUUCGCCGUUUUUGCUAAGACAUGCUCAGGUUACGUACAUUAUCACGGUAGAAUACUAAACGGGGUCUGGAUUGUUUGCCAUUCAGGUAAUGGCAACUAAAAAAUAACCCCUUUGACCAAAUGACUAACUCGGCUACAACAAUGUAGUGUAGCGUUUUCGUAGGAAAUAUAAAUUGUGGUAUGAUGAGAAAUAUUUUCAGUAAUCGUAAGCUCCAAUUGAUAUAUGCUAAGUAUAUAUUUGUAUGUAAUGUCGUAAAGGCCAAACCACACCACAUGCGUAAUGGAGCACGGAUCCAGCUUGUAGCAUCGUCUGACCAAGCUAACUUUGCAUGGCAUUUGCAAUCACUAAGUGUGGCAAUGUCACAUUUUUUUGAAAGCAUGACAUUUAUAAUGACACUCCCCACUUUGCUCGCUACCGAAUCCAGUAGCCUUACAACUGCCUUGUGUCACUGACAUAUUCGCUGUCUGCGCAACUUACUUUCUAUACAUCUGGCUCGCUAAUAUGAUGCUCAUUUUUGUAUAUAUAUUAAAAUGUUACUAUUAGGAAUUUAUAAGGGAUCUCAUAACUAAAUAACAAAUGAAGCUGAGUAAGAUAAAAAAAGGGUAAUAAAACUGCCUCAUUGUUGAAAGCUAGUGAUUUUUAUUACUGUUUUAAAAAAGAAUGAAUAUACAACAACACAAUAUAAACAAUACUAAUAAAACAACACCGUGAACUGAAUAGAGAAAAGACAAUUGUCAUUUUCCAUUGUUUUACUUUAAAUAAUUAUUAUUUACUAGGCAAAUGCGAGUAAAGCUAUUUAGUUCAUAUGAGAGAUACUUAUUUAUUGGCAAUACAUGAAUCACAUGUUAAAUGGGCUAAAAGGUGUAAUUUAAACUAAAUAAGCUAUAAUUUAAAAAUCAUACUUUAAUAGCAGUAAAAGUAUUUAAUAAACAACAAUAAUCAUAAUAUUAUACUUCUAACACUAAGCCACAUUUUCAGUAAUAAAUGUAUCUAAAUAUACAGUACAAAAUAAAUAAUCAGAUUAAGGUACUUAUCUCUGUCCGUGGCGCUGGUAGCACAACAAGUGACCGCUCGCCAGCGAGCAUCAUCCUCUUAUACCUGGUUCAGGUAAAUGGCAUGAUCUACUCGUUUCUUCGCCUACCGACAUUAUGCCGUAUUUUAAAUGUUUGAAUAAAAUGUACCUUAAAAUGCGAUUUCAUAAUGGCAAAUCCAACACGAGCAUAGUAUGACUUCUCUCAAAUGAUUAUUACGCAUUAUCUGUUAAAGCCGUUUAUUUUGUACGAGCGGUGGGCUCCCGUUUUAAGCGCGUGCAAAAGCAACAAUGUCGUUUAAAAAGCGGCUGUACGGUGGUGGUUUUAAGGUUCUAAUCUAUGUACAUGUUUUGAUAAUGUAGGACGAUUGACCACGUCAAUGUAGGCUACCGCUCAUAUUAUUACAUACUUUUGUAGGAGUAAAAAUCAUUUGAGAAAAUUCAUACUUACGAGCGAGAUGCAUAGAAAGUAAGUUACGCACACGCUAGCCAAUAUGUCAGUGUCAAAGUGGUGGUGGCCGUACGGUCAUUUUUUGCAGCAUACGGGAAACGUGCGCAGUGCAGUUAUACCGAAACAAGUUUUUCUCAAUUGUAUUUGCAAAUGUAAUAUGAACUUCUAUAUUUUGGUAUUUAUGUACAUAGUAAUACAGGCUAAGUGUGUUAUAGGUACAUGGUGAUUGACACCCGCUGAGUAAUUUAUUAUACUGCCCUUAAAGUAAAUAAUUAAAUACAUCCUGUAUCAUUAUCAAACAUUGUAAAAAGUGAUUUUGUACUUUUUUGUCAAUAUUGCAAUAAAAUGUUACAAAUGAUGAAAGCCAUUUA